CUUUCCAUCGCUCCUUGCCUCGCCCCCGUCCUCUUCUUCAGCACAACAAACACGCUACACGAGCCUCGCACGCCCUCAGCUCUGCCUCCAGGAAGGGAUCGGCAGCCAAAUUAAAUUGCACCGCGCUGGUCCUGGGGCCAAUAGGAUCGGCCCUGCGCAAACGGCUUGCGUGUGUCUCCACCACUCGCCCUGUCCUGACUGCUCCCACUUGCCGGGCCUGUCUGCUGCGCCGACCUCCUGUCGAAGCAGCGUCUCAGCAGCCUGUCUCUCUCUCUCUCAGUGUGUGUGUGUGUCUUCUCUCUUUCUGAAAUUGCCCAUCGAACCGCCCAAUAAUCUCGCCCUCCUACCACACAAACACAACAACAACACCACGCUCUCUUUCUCGCCCUGACCAUCGCUUUCUCUGCCCACUCUGCCGCGAAUUCGGACGUUUCUUUCGUUCGCCAUCGCGUCUGUCACUCAUUGAUCGAAUUCGUUUCGCUUCUCCACAUAGGGCUUGCGCAGCCCUUUCUUUUUCGCCUGGGCCGUAAUUCACUCCUUUGGUUCGACGCUUCUUUCGCCUGCUGAGCGCGCUGGCUUCCCCCAAGCACAUGCCAUUCGGACCACGUCUUUCCCCUCGAUAUUGUCUACCGACGGCCAGACGACGGUGCUGAACUGAUUUCUGCGGCCAUUCGUUUGUCGAACGGCACACUGCAGGCAGACAGCCAGAGCGGGACGGACUGCAACUGCGUUUCGCCAACAACAACUGACGACCAUUUCUUUGUUCUUUUCGCCUUCGCUUUAACCCGCUGUUCUUACGGUCCAGCAACCCAUUUUUUGUUUGUCGCGCCACGAUUACGCCGAUACAGGUGCCGCGGCCUCCGUUCAAACCGAUCCGACGCUCGUUAUUCUUCUAUUGAUACAAGCCAUGGCGUCAUUACCGUACUCCGAUGCCUUCUCGCCCGCAAACUCUUUCUUCAAGCGCUGCGUAACAUGUCCCAACACGGCGCCUACGUGCCCCUCCUGUAAGUCGGACGAAAUAUGUUCUCAAACCCUCGGCGACUGCGAAACCUGCCCCACGGCAUCGUGUGUUAAAGCAGCUACAUCUGGCUCUCUUGUUGGCACAAGUUCCAAGUCGAGCGGACCCAACAUUGGCGCCAUCGUCGGCGGCGUGAUUGGUGGUGUGGCCCUGAUCACUCUCAUCGUGUUCUGCAUCUGGAAGUACUGGCUCAAGGGACGGCGGCACGAAGUGGAAAUCGAGGAAUGGGAGGACGACGAGGAGAUGGAGAAGUCAAAUGCUUCAGUAUUCACUCGUGAGGCACGGUCGCGGGCUUCGACGCACACCGUCGCCUCGUUGGCAUCCACCGUCCUGACGAGGGCGUCGAACAUCAUUCAAAUCGCGUACAUACCCGGUGUCACGAACCGCUCUGGAAACACUGGCCCCGAUCUGCUUGUUCCGCCCGUUCCGCCCAUUCCAGCACAGACACCCCCUACUCUUCACUCAAGAUUUGCAGACGACCAGCUGUUGUUCAUGCCCGGCGACCUGCGAGACUCGACGUACUCGGACGUAUCUUCCGUAAGCGGCGAGCGUAGGCCCGGCAGCAUCGCACCCAGUCUGGCACGUACAAGUAUGGCUUCGACUAUCUUCAUGGAUAGUGCCGUUGUGAACCCUAUGCCGGCGACCCAGAUCAUUGGCGGCAAGGCGGCUAUCGUCAGUGUCGGUAGCAAAGGAUCCACGCCGGGCUCGACACCACCCGUUCCUUCUGUCGACUUUGCCAAGCAUGGAGGUAAGGCCGUCAAGCCGGUCAUCAUCAAGAUGCCUUCGUCGACGGACGGUUCUGGAUCUGCUACCUCCUCGCUCAAGACCAUGAAGCCUGUCGCUCUGAACAUCAUACGAAAGGACAAGAAGGCACCUUCAGACGUUGCAUCAGUCGACUCGUCCGCACUCGAGUCGCGAGACUCCAAGCGCAUGACCAAGUCCUCGCUCGCACCUUCUGAGAUGAGCGUCGAGACACACAGGCGCGCUCGCCAGAGCGGCUUGACGCACAGGUCCAGCAGGCACACGACGUAUUCGGAUCUCAGCGACGACGAUGACGAGCACGAGAGGUCGAGACAGUCUCUGAUGGACCGGAGAAACGAGUCGCCAUUCACGGAUGCUGCAGAGAUCAAGACGCCCACAACACCUUCCGUACCGGGCGGCUCGCCGCUGAAGAUUUCAACGCCAAGUUCGUCAAAGGAGGCUGCUGAGCGAGGCAAGAGCCCAUUCGAGGACCCUGAGAGUCCAACGAAGUAGCCCCUCUCGCGUCUUUGAUCCUGAUGUUCACUUUUGUUUGUUUGAGGAAUUCUAUUCUCCACACGCGGUUCACAGGCGCUACGUGGAGAGAUGAUGUCUCUACCUCCAUGCUCAACCGUUUUGCACGCCAUCCUCUUACGCGUCUCUCACGAUUCGGACUAGGGCGGGAAGGAGUUAUCUUAUUCGACUCCCUGUUUCUUUCACGGACCAGUUUCUGGGAGGCGGGUAUGAACACAACACAGGCAGCCGAGCGCGAUUUCCAUUUCAUACAUUUUUUUUUCUUUUCUCAAUUUAGAGGGGAGCGCAGGAACGUCCACCUUUUGCGGGGAUCACGCUACGAAUGAACAAAGACCCGAAACAGCAGACACAAGCGGAAUCUGGAGAAGCAAGGCGGAGGAGAGACCGUCAAGAGAUGAAAUGAGCGACCUCGUUCUCCUGACGGAGGGAUCCAACGAGGUGAAGAAAAAAGGACCCAAGAGCUUUGUACCGAGAGAGAAGAGAAAAAAAGAAUUUUUUUUCUCUCUCGAGAUGACGACAAGAGAGCAAGCACAGUCUUCUUUUUCUUCUUUCUGAGCUUUCGAAUGUAUAUAUUGGCUCCUUUGCUGGGAGAACGCGGUCGAAAUGCGACGCAAAGAUCUUUUUUUUUCUGUUAUAUAAUGAAAGAAAGCGAAGCCUUAUUGAUCGAA
Messenger RNA from Verruconis gallopava, 2958 nucleotides. RefSeq lists its product as uncharacterized. The coding region runs from base 908 to 2272 and encodes 454 amino acids. The transcript has 2 exons. The record is from RefSeq and is a predicted model, not a curated record. Lineage: Eukaryota; Fungi; Ascomycota; Dothideomycetes; Venturiales; Sympoventuriaceae.